This is a messenger RNA of Chondrus crispus (carragheen), 257 nucleotides long. RefSeq lists its product as hypothetical. The transcript has 2 exons. The record is from RefSeq and is a predicted model, not a curated record. NCBI's taxonomy places the organism in Eukaryota, Rhodophyta, Florideophyceae, Gigartinales, Gigartinaceae. The coding region runs from base 1 to 225 and encodes 74 amino acids.
AUGCGCACUCUCUGCGGCGGUGGCAUCGGGCACUGCUUGUCAGUCGUAUCCUCGCAUGUGCGAAAGCGUGCACAACCCAGCGGAUAUGCUUCCCCACCAGAACCACGUGCGUAUCGCACACGUGAAUCCCUCGUCUGUGUUGUUUGGGGCAAAGUUUUCAGAUUAAGGGUGGGUGCCCUUUCUCCAAUCAUCCACAUCUAUCCAUCCAGACCUCAGGUAGGGUAAUAGUGUGCUAAAAUACUACAAUUUUUUCAACA